This is a messenger RNA of Paralichthys olivaceus (Japanese flounder), 1099 nucleotides long. NCBI's taxonomy places the organism in Eukaryota, Metazoa, Chordata, Actinopteri, Pleuronectiformes, Paralichthyidae. The record is from RefSeq and is a predicted model, not a curated record.
UUUGCAGAUACUGACGCAAUACCAACUCGAAAAACUAAUUUUACAUUGUCAGUCCAGAUGGAUUUUCAACUUGCUUUUAAUGAUUUAAACUCACCUCAAUCACAAAAAUUCAUCAACACAUUAGUCCUGCAGCUUCAAGCCCUAUGCAAAGAAGCAGAACCACAAAGCUUUAGAAAAGUACAAAUCAUCAAGUUAUCAAACGGAAGUGUUGUUGCAGCAAGUGUGGCAGAGUACAGCUAUCUAAAUAAUGAAACACAAAUCCAGUUUAUCAACAAUGAGCUUCAUGGGGUGUUGACUGAUAUCUUGAACACCACAAGUAACCUGGAUAAGAUUUCUCAGGCCUUUAAUAACAGCAGUGUGACGUUAGAUCAAAUCACCUUCCCACCACCUGAAAUUAACAAUAUUACAAACCUGGAGCCUUACGUUAACUGCAGUGGGUUUGCUAAUUACACUGCUAUUGUAACUAAUGGUCGAUGGCAGUGCGUUGGACAUUGUAAAACCAAUCCUAAUUACUGCAAUCAGCAUGGAGAGUGCUUGAAUGAUAUUCGAAAAGGGCCUAUUUGUCGGUGCUUUGAGUCAAGCCUGCAUCAGUAUUACGGUCCGCAGUGUGAAUUCUACCGUCGGGGGCCAGGUUUCUAUGGAGCCCUGUUUGGGUCAUUGGCAGGUGUACUCCUGCUCUUGAUUGUCAUUGUCAUUGCUAUCUAUGCCAAAAAGAAGUAUACAGGAGUUUGGAAAAGGAGCAACUCCUUUAACAGAAGACUGCCUGCUUUUGAGGAAGAUUUCUUUGACUUCACUGAUUCAGCAUACCAUAACUUGGGAAUGAAAGACCCUUACUUAUCAGAGGCCUUUAGACCACAUCUAGGAAAUGUUGACAAUCAAUUGCAGGUCAAAACAAGACAUCCAGACUUGUUGGACAUAAACCCCUAAUGAAGGCUUUAGUCUGGACAAUUUCCGUUUGAUAUGAUGUGUCCUUGCUUUCCUAGAGUUGUCAACUGUAUAUAACACAUGAAACGACAUACAAGUGAUUUGUUUUUAUUGUAUUUAUGAUGAUUGUGUUUAAGCUUUAUCAACUGUAAUCCACUACAGCAUGUCAUAUAAA